Messenger RNA from Triticum aestivum (bread wheat), 3040 nucleotides. RefSeq lists its product as uncharacterized. Gene Ontology annotation, biological process: transposition. Lineage: Eukaryota; Viridiplantae; Streptophyta; Magnoliopsida; Poales; Poaceae. The record is from RefSeq and is a predicted model, not a curated record. The coding region runs from base 1867 to 2802 and encodes 311 amino acids. The transcript has 9 exons.
AGAAGUUUGGGUGAACGGGAUACGGACAUACGACGCUGCUAGCAAAAAGAAAUUCACAAUGCAUGUUUGGUACCAGUACUCACUUCAUGACUUACCGGCGUAUUCACUUUUCAUGGGGUGGUCUGUGCAUGGGAGGUUCCCAUGCCCAAGGUGCAAGGCAUCCAUGAAGUGCCGUUGGUUGUAGCAUGGUCGCAAGUAUUCUUGCUUCGAUUUUCAUAGACAACAUUUGCGUCCUGACCAUCCAUUCAGACAAGACAAGAAGAACUUCAUGAAAGGUGAAGUCGUUGAACACUCGACACCACCUGAGAUGACGGGUGAACAAAUUCGUGAUCAACUAAAUGCUCUCCAGCCUGAUCCCAAUUGUCUAGGGUAUUUCUUGGGAUAUAACGAAGAACACGCGUGGACUCAUAAGCCAUGCUUAUGGGAUCUCCCCUACUUCCACCAGCUUGAGCUUCCACAUAAUAUUGAUGUAAUGCACACUGAAAAGAAUAUCGCCGAGGCCAUUUUUGGCACAUUGUUCAACAUUGCUGAGAAGACGAAGGAUAAUACUAAGGCUAGACUUGAUGUAAUGAAGCUAUGUGAUAGACCCGAACAAAACUUGCGACAACCCGAGGGCAAGAAAAACUGGAGGACACCAAAGGCGAGGUUUGUUCUUACUAGGGAACAAAAGAAGGAGAUACUCAUGUGGUUCAAAACUUUGUUGUUCCCUGAUGGGUAUGCAGCGAACCUUAUGAGGGCAGUGAAUCUUGAUAAAUUGAAGCUCAACGGGAUGAAGAGUCAUGAUUGGCACAUAUGGCUUGAGCGGUUAAUGCCGGUGAUGAUUCGAGGCUAUAUCCCUGAGGAUGAUUGGGAAAUAUUGGCAGAGCUUAGCUAUUUCUUCCAUGUUCUUUGUGCUAAAGAAGUAUCUCCUACUGUGAUAGAUGAGAUGGAAGAACGGGCCCCCGAGUUGCUCUGCAAGCUAGAGAAGAUCUUUCCACCAGGAUUCUUUAAUCCCAUGGAACAUAUGAUUUUACACCUCCCUUCCGAGGCAAGAAUGGGUGGCCCUGUGCAGAAUAGUUGGUGCUAUGGAGUUGAGAGAAUGCAGAAGACUCUUCAAGCUAAAUGUAGAAAUAAAUGUAGAAUUGAAGCCUCCAUAGCCGAGGCAUUCUUGGCGGAGGAGAUUACAAACUUCACGACAUCACGCUAUGCGGCCAAUAUUCCAAGCUUGCAUAAUGCAAAGUCUCGAUACAAUACUGGCGACCCUAAACAUGAAUCCAAGCUCAGCCUCUUCAAAGGGCAACUCGGACCUGUGGGUGCUUCUGGUUCAAAGAAUUUGGAUCCGAAAGAGUGGAAAUCUCUUACGUUGUAUAUCCUCACCAACCUUCAAGAAGUGCGGUCGUACAUUGAUGAAUUCAUUGCCCAAUUCUCGAAUGGAGGGGUCGAACGUGAUUCACUCGAAGAGUAUGAGCUUCUUGCUGGUGAAGGAGAUGACAAUUAUGGUUCAUUUCUUGGUUCAGAGAAAAGGAUACGUCAAUAUUGGACAAAGAGUUGAAACAAGUUGCUAAUGGGUUUGACUAUAAGGUCGGUACAUUUGAUAAAUACGACAUCAAUGGGUAUCGCUUCCGCACACAUGGGAACGAGGAACGUCGGGACGUUCUAAAAUCAAGAAACACGGGAGUGUCGGCUAUUUGCAAUGGAGUUGAGUAUUAUGGAAGACUUGAUGAAAUAUACGAACUGCAUUACUUUGGGGCAAAUCCUUCGAAAGUCGUUGUCUUCAAAUGCCAUUGGUUUGAUCCGGAGAAGGAUUUCUAUAGAUGCGAGGAUGGAAAGUUGGAGGAGGCACGAGCGGUUGUCAACGGACAUUGCCCGAAGCUUGUGCAUAAUUUGAUGCAUGAGGCGCGCCCUUUAGCCGACCGCAAAUAUAUGGCAACUCAAGGCUAUAAGAGUCUUGAUAAGAAAGCCAGUAGGAGACUCCGUCUUGAGAAGGACAAGUACAUGCAGGUUACUCCUAGAUGGUGCGUCGAUAAGGGGGAGUGUUGGGAGCGGAUCGUGGACUAUUGGUGUUCCAAAGAGUAUAGGGCGAAAAACAAAGAUUAUAGAAAUCGGCGAGCCGGAAUGCUGGAUCCACCACAUCAUCAAGGCAACUUGAACGUUAUGGAGUUCGGUGAACGUUGGGCGUCUCACCAUAAUGCUCCAGUGCCCAACCUUUUCGUCUCGUAUGCUUUAGCCCAUAAGGCACCGUACAGAACAGCCACGCCUUACGAUGAGAAUGACGCAGCGUCCGCGUACUCCAGCAAGACCGCAUACGAUCGGAUGGAGAAAUUUAAAGGGGUGGCAAAAGAGUUGAAAGGGCCUGAGUAUGAUGUGACAACAGAGCCUCUUGACCACGCGUUGGUCAUGAUCUCUGGAGAAGGCAGGAAACAUGGGAAGGAAGCAAUUGCAGGAGGCAUGUUCCCUAGUUCCUCCCGUAGCUCUCUCCCUGAAUACAAAGCUCGGUUAGGUAUCUCAAAAUCUUCUACAUGUAAACGCUCGACUCUAGCUAUGGUUGAGAUGGAGGCCCGACUGGCGGAGGAGAGGCGAGUGGCGGCGGAGGAGAGGGCGGAGGAGAGGCGACUGGCUGAUGAGAGGACGAGGCAAGCGGUGCAGCAGGCGGUGUUGGCACAAACUAGUCAAUGCUUUGCAAUGUUUGCGGCUUAUUGUACCCAGAAUGGUAUGCCCGUUAUGCAGAUGCCUCAUCAAUCAGGCCAUGGAUCUAAUACUGAUGGAUCUUCACAUGCACGAGGCCCAAGCGACAACAACCUUGGUGGUUCUCCGAAUGUUUGAGAUCGAGUUGCCACCUGGAUGCUCUUUGGACUACGACAUGGACAUGAAGGCAUUUGUUGUUGUGCCAAAUCUUAUGUAGUGAUGCCAUCUUUGUACAUUGUGUAUUAUAUGUAUGGGACUAUAUAUAUGCUGUGGAACUAUAUGCUAUGCAAAUUUGUUUUGGGACUAUAUACUAUGGAACUUUGUCCUGUGGGACUAUAUGCUAUGGAACUUUGUUCAUUGUUGCUUAUAUUUGCUA